GAGUCGAACGUCAUGUUUCUGACACAACUUGCUUCGUCUGCUGGUGUGGUAGCUCUUCCCUCAAAUCAGCAUGGACCCUCCUCGAGGGGACUCCACCCUCCCACUAUCGCCUACCAACACUGGACCCCAUCGGAAGCGUCCGAAGCCACCUCCCAUCACUUCGUUGGGCAUCCCACGUAAAUCAUCAGCUGCUGGAGGAAGACCUAAAUCACAGUCAAAUCCUCACACUCAUGCCAUUCGCAAGGGUUCCAUUUCCGGACUCUCCUCUACUGGUGCUCCAAAGGUUCAAAGGACAACCAAGACUUCACACAAACUAGUCGUUCUUCCUGAAGCGCCUCAGACCAAAGCUUUUCCAGGCUCUGAUGAAGACCAAACACUGGGCUACGAGACCGAUGCCGGGAUUCGGGUCAAAGAGUACAAGAACGAAGGAGAGAAAAUGACCGUUGAACAGAGGAAAAAAGCUGGUUUCAAGAGAAUCACCGCGUAUUGUGUGGCGGAGACUCUAAAAAUGAAACUGCUAGCGUCGUUUCUAAAAAGGGAGCAUAAUGUGGUUCCGAGAGUGUACGAUGAGGCUCUGUACGUGAUGUAUCACCUGCCGCUUCUCCCUGGUUAUGGACCCGAAUCUAACAUUCGCUCCUCUGCUCCCCCAAAAACUGAUGAUGGAAAGUCGAUAUUGAAUAAACUUUCAGAGGCAGAAGAAAAUGGCUACCAGGGUACCUACUUUGCACAAAACGAUCCUGAGCGUCAGUCCGCUCACCAUGACGGAUAUCUCACUUCCUCCCCCAUCGAUUCCCGAAGUAUCCCGAUUGCUACGCCUACAACGCCGUACUACGCAACCUCGUCAGAGACAGAAGCAGAGAAUUAUGUAUCUGCUUCCGAUGCCGAGGCUGGUGUUUCCGAAAGCGUCCCUGAGAACGACUCAAGCCCGUUGUUGGUUGGUACUCUAGGAGUUCACGAUCAAGAAGCUAUUUCUCCGCCAGAACCCGAGACAGCUAACAACUCGAACUCACCUCCUGACAAUGUCAAUGAGACUGCCGAAGCUGUUUUCUUCGAGUACGGCGUCGUUGUCUUCUUUGGGUUGACAGAAAUCCAAGAGAAAAGCAUUUUGGAAGAUGUGCAUAACGCUGGAAUAGUGAAGCGGAGGUUCCCUGAAGCUGACUGGGAAGUGGAAGAAUGUCAUUUCACACACGAUCCAAACAUUGCUUACCCCCGGAUUUACAAUGAUUUCUUUACACUCAAAUCACGCUCUCACCUCCUCAAACUCUCCAUCGCUCAUGCUCUCGCCCAGUCCACUCUUCUAGCCCACUUCGAGUCCAACGCACAACGUGUCUUAUCUUCCCCCGAAACAUUCUCUAUACCCAAACAACUCGCAGCCAAAGGCGCUUUACAACUCAAACGCAGAGAAGCGUUGAAAUUGACGGGCAGGCUGUUCAAGUUACGGAGAGAUAUCAAUUUGGUAUCUAAUGUGCUAGAUGUGCCAGAGUUGUUCUGGGAUGAGGCGAGUUUGAAGAAGUUAUAUGAUGCUGUGAGGGAGUAUAUGGAGAUAGGCCCGAGGGUACAGGUUUUGAAUGAGAAAUUGGUUAUGGCGAGUGAUUUUCUGGACGCUAUACAUGACCAUUUGAAUAAUUCUGCGAUGGAGCGUAUCACGUGGAUUAUCAUAUGGUUGAUUGUCGUAGCUUGUCUAGUCGAACUGGGGGAAGUUAUAGCCCGUCUAGUUGUGCAUGCUACCACCAAAUCGAGCGCUAGUGUUACCCAGUUAUCGAGGGAGGAUGCACUUAAGGUUUUGGAAGGCAUGAUCAAUAGUUAAUGGGAUCCGAGGAUAGUGAUUCUGGUCGAAUUGUGUAUCUAUAGUUCAGUGCGAUUAUUUCUACUUCCAGUCAAUGAUGG
Marasmius oreades (fairy-ring Marasmius) is the source of this 1887-nucleotide messenger RNA. RefSeq lists its product as uncharacterized. Bases 71 to 1807 code for a protein of 578 amino acids. The record is from RefSeq and is a predicted model, not a curated record. The transcript has 8 exons. Lineage: Eukaryota; Fungi; Basidiomycota; Agaricomycetes; Agaricales; Marasmiaceae.